This is a messenger RNA of Aplysia californica (California sea hare), 3591 nucleotides long. RefSeq names its product inositol 1,4,5-trisphosphate receptor type 3. Gene Ontology annotation, molecular function: inositol 1,4,5-trisphosphate-gated calcium channel activity; inositol 1,4,5 trisphosphate binding. NCBI's taxonomy places the organism in Eukaryota, Metazoa, Mollusca, Gastropoda, Aplysiida, Aplysiidae. Gene Ontology annotation, biological process: calcium ion transmembrane transport. The record is from RefSeq and is a predicted model, not a curated record. Gene Ontology annotation, cellular component: membrane; endoplasmic reticulum.
AUCGGAGCCAUCAGCGAGAAGCAGUACGACGACGCCUUCACUGUACAGAUGGUUGACCCCGAGCUAGAGGAGAUCUUCAACUACAUGGCUGGGAUGGUGCCCUUUAUACAGAAGCUGGUGGCAGAUAAAAAAGAUGGCGCUGUCCUGAAUGCCAAGAUGACACAUGACACCAUAACUAUUGUGGAGCUGCUGGUCAGUCUACUGGGCAUCCCGUGUCGAGGCGCGCCAGACAUGCUGACCUGCUAGACAAGAGCAGCUCCCCCACCUACAAGUACUUCCCACAGCUCAGCAGCUGGAUCUCACAGUUCCUGGCUACCAACGGAGACAUGACGGCCUCGGAGAUUGGGAACAACAUGCUGGUGCAACAGGUGCUGAGACUGGUGCACUUCCUGGUCAAGUAUGGCUUCUACCACAAGGCCGCCGACAUCAAGAUGUUGCUCAAACCUCUCCUGUCCCUGGUCGACGGCAGAAACGACAAACCUUUCCCUGCAAAAUUCCAAGGAUCUGUCUCACUAUGAGUAUGAUGAGAUGAUCAGAAAGUCUAUGUACCUGCUCAACCGCUACUACUCUGCCCACAACAACCUCUUUAGCCGGGCUGUGCAGGCACAGGUCCUGACCACAGACGAGUCGGUGCGGGUGGCGGCCAAACUGGACACCCUGCUCCCUGGUCUGCGUCGUCUGGCCACCUCCAAACUGAACGAGGAGAAAGUCACAGAACUCUGUGACAUACUGGAGCAGCUCACAGAAAUGUGUCACCUGAAGGGAGAGAAGGAAGAACAGCACUCGAUGAACCAGAAUAUUCUUUACAACUUUGGUUUGCUGGAGGACUGUUUCACCAUUCUGUCACAAGACAUUGACGUCAAGCUGCUGGUGUUCACUGGUAACUCCAACACCUGUAUGAAGAUCACCAACAACCAGGUUCAGAAGAUCAUGGCCCAGGUGGCCAAGCACAAGACAGACGUGCCCCAGUUCUUGGACCUCCUCAACGCUGUGGUUAAGGUGGAAGAGCUUGACCUUCCCCUGAAGCGGAACCAGGGAUUCGUGAUGACCUACUUCAUGCAGUACCGGGCUGAGGUGGCCGACAUCAUCGACGAAGGGGAGAAUAAACACAAUCGCAUGCAGAUUCUGGAAGGUGCUCAGUCCAAAGAUCUCAGUUACCUGAUAGCUCUUGUCGACCUGUUGGCCACGUGUGCAGAGGGUGAGAACCGCUACAUCGAGUCCAUCUGUCAGACCAUUUUCUCCAUCCCGGACAUGCUGAGUGUCCUCAAUAACCGGGGGAUCAACAACAACUUCAAGAGGCCCUUCCUCCGCUUCUUCCUCUGGGUGUACCUCAACACUGCAGGGGGCAUGAUAGAGAGUGGGGCCGGAGACCUGCCUCAUGACAAAGCUAUCUGGAGCUACCUGGACGCCCUGAACUCUGACCUUCAGCGAAUGCAGCAGUACACCGAGAGAAACCCGGACGUCGUUAAAGUGCUGCUCAAGCAAGCUCCUACCAAAAACGACAAGGAAGACAUAGAACUCCAUGAGAUGAGAGGGACAUUACAUUAUUUCUUCGACGCUGUCAUGCCGUUUUUCCAGAAAAUUGAAGACUUCCGAUCCAAGUACUCGUCUGGGACAGGAACUCAGGACAUCCGCAGCGAUGCCAGGAGGAAUCUCCCAGAAACUGCCGGUCCUGUCGGAGAAAGAACGGCUAGAACAGCUGGAGCUGGAUGUGAAGUGUCUCAUGUUGUUGAGGGGACUUAUACACAACGAGAUCGUCAAACUGCCGGAGGACUGGGAGACCGACCUCAAGAGCAACAAGAAACGUUUGCUCCACGCCAUGCACCAGGCCAAGAUUGAAGAACUGGUGGCCCAGGCCAAGGCCCUACAGAAGGCCAUGAAGACUGGACAGGCAAACCCCAGUGACACAUUGAUGGCCACACAGCUGGGCUCCAUGUUCUCCAUGGCCAAACAGUCCAGGCUCAGUUUGCAGAAGUCCAAGAAGAAUGUGAAGGGUUCUCGUGUGUCCUUGAACAACCAGCGCAACAACCUCCGACCCGGAAGCCAUAAGGCGAAGAAGGCCCUGGGCAGUCAGUUCCUCAACACGGGAGACAAGCUGGCGUCCGCCAUCAACGGCGAGAGUCUCAUGGUGCCCGAGGUGGGAGCCAAGCCCUCACUCGGCAAUGGGAGCAGCUCGAAGAAAAAGCAGCAGGUGGCACCAGAGUCGCCCAACGAAACAAAUGUGGAGGUCAAGAUAGAGGAGCUGGACGACGAUGAACUGAAGGAACUGACGGAGAACGCGGUGGCAAUGUCUGACGACCUUGACUUCAAGGACGACGGCUACAUCGAGCUGGUUCUCAGAGUGCUGGGACUUAUGUGUGACAACCAGAAGAAAGGACUGGAAACUUCCAGAACCAGGCCAUUGUGUUUGACAACAAGAUCUGUGAAUACAUCAACCACAUGCUCAGGGUGGGCCAGUUCAAGAACUGCUCUAGGGAGGAGAUCUACACGCUGAAGAGUUCCAUCGCUGCCCUGAUCCGCUCUCUGUCCGAGGAGAACCCGCCCAAUCAGGAGGAGGAUGGACCGGCGGGCACACAGCCUCUUUCACAGAUGCCCAAGGCUGUGAAGCCAGAGGUGAUGGAGUAUCUGGACUCUGACACUCUGGUCAGUGUGAUGAUGGAGGCCUACAACGCUCUAGGGAACGUCCUUCGUGAAGAGAUCAAGGAGAAGUUCAAGUACGAGGUGGACCGCACCAGCCCCAGCAACAAGCUGAGGGACUUCAUGGACUGGUCCAGCUGCAUCAUCGAGGACAUCAAGUACCAGAGGAAGAUACACUCCAGCGCCAUCGCAAGGUUCUUUGUGCAGUCCUGGUCGUUAGUGCCUUUGAAAAAUGAGGAUGACGAUGAAGAAGAAGAAGAGGAAAAAGCCGGGGCUCACUUAGAAGUGAGGUUCUUCAGUGUCAUGACCUUCUACUACCUGACGUUCCUGGUGUGUUCCGGCCUUGGCACAGUUUUCUACGGCUACUUCUUCUCCUUCCACCUGCUCCACAUGGCCCUGAUGAACCAGCUGCUCAAGAGGGUCAUCCAGGCGGUCACUCGGAAUGGCGUGUCGCUGAUCCUAGUCGCCAUCUUGGGUCUAGCCAUCACGUUCAUGUUUUCCCUGGUAGCUUUCGCUUUCUAUCGAGAUCUGCUGGACCAGAACAAUGGCCGACAAUGUGAGACGUCCUACGAGUGUUUUACCACGCUCAUACACCAUGGCAUUGUGGAGGGGAUGUAUACGUGGCAAAUUGACAACGACAUGAAGACCACAUGUUUCAUCUGCAGCAGGGAGAGCUACGACUUUGAGAGACAGGCGGGGGGUUUUGAGAAGCACGUGAAGACAGAACACAACCAGUGGGCCUACCUCUUCUUCUUCAUCCAUCUGGAUGAGACAAGACCCAACGACUACUCAGCUUUAGAACUCUUUGUUCAUAAUCUGCUGAAGAAGAACAAUUUUGAUUUCUUCCCCCUGAACCGGGCGCUGAGUCUCCAACAUGAGGAGGAUAGCAGUGAGAUGAAGCUAGAGACACUGAUGCAGCAGGUGGACUAUCUGGUCACCAAGAUGAAGGAGGAG